Messenger RNA from Fraxinus pennsylvanica, 396 nucleotides. The record is from the annotation of a GenBank genome assembly. NCBI's taxonomy places the organism in Eukaryota, Viridiplantae, Streptophyta, Magnoliopsida, Lamiales, Oleaceae.
AUGGAGCGUUUCUCGAAUGAUCCAAAAGAAAACGUUCUGAGUAAGUUUAAGAGUCAACCAAAAGAUCAGCCAACAGUCCAGAUCAUUCCAUGUGUCACCAUCUUGCAAACCGUUCCACCAAUGUUCGAGUCCCACAUGGAUGAAGGUGUAUAUUUGCUUAUGGCCUUGAGGCACGCUUCUCAGGCACUGGGACCCACCCAGAUUUAUGCAUCCCUUGCAUCCAAGAAGACUAUAGCUGUUGAGAAAUUAAAAGCUGGCCAAGUUUAUCUUUCGACCUGCCCAUUCAAGAAGAUAUCAAGUUUCUUUGCAAAUAAGAUGAUUGAGGAAGCAGCAUCAAAAGCAACAACUCUGGGUGUCGAUUGGCAAAAUACUGUGAACGGUUUGGUGUACCUUUGA